Cygnus atratus (black swan) is the source of this 6170-nucleotide messenger RNA. RefSeq names its product STEAP2 metalloreductase (gene STEAP2). Gene Ontology annotation, molecular function: cupric reductase (NADH) activity; ferric-chelate reductase (NADPH) activity. The record is from RefSeq and is a predicted model, not a curated record. Bases 4530 to 6044 code for a protein of 504 amino acids. Lineage: Eukaryota; Metazoa; Chordata; Aves; Anseriformes; Anatidae. Gene Ontology annotation, biological process: copper ion import. Gene Ontology annotation, cellular component: endosome; plasma membrane. The transcript is spliced from 9 exons.
CGCAGGGGGCGGGCAGCAGCGACGGGGUGGCGCCGCCUCCCCGCCCGCUCGGCGCUGCGGGGCCGAGGCUGAGGAGCCGGAGCGGCGGCGCUGCCUCUGCGGGCGAGCGGGCGGGAGAAGCCGCAGACGGGCGUCCCGCGCUGCUAUGAGCUCGUCCCAGGUAGGUACCCGCCGCCGCGGCUCCGGCAGUCCAUCGGUGUCCUCCACCACCGCCACCACCAGCAGCAGCCGCCGCUCCGGAGUUCCCACACCGUAAGUUGUCGCCGGAGCGGGGCCCCGCGGGCAGCACCGAGCCCAUUCCUCACGCCAGCACCUCACUGAGCCACGGCCAGGCUUUGCCUGCUUGCUUUUCUCCUCCAGGGAUUGUUCUGCCCGGAGCAGUUUCUCACAGCCGGGUCUCCGUCUGGCUGAUGUAGCUCUGCUGUGUUUUCCUAGGCUUAUCUAAGGACAGUUGUCAAAUUUAUAUCAUUCCUGUUGUCAAAUUUAUAUCGUCCCUCUUAUUUUUUGUAUCUGCAAAGCCAGUUAUUUUGUAAAAGGUGUUUUUUUUUUUUUCUUGCAGUGUGCUCCUGAACACCCCAUGUUAGCUACUUAUCAGCUUUCCAUCUGACUGUUUACAAGUUGAUUGCUCAAAAACUUGUAGUAAAAUCUUUCCAAAGACUCAAGUUAGGCUAACAAGUCUUUACCUCCCUCGGUCCUCCUCCUCCCCUGUCUUGGAGCUGUGUGCUAGUCUCCGUCUCGUGUCCUCUCUGACUUCUAAAAGCAUUGCUUGGGUCAACUCUUCAAGCAUCAAGGGAGGAUUUCAUAAGUGUCCGCUGACUUGAAAAUCUUUAUCUUAUCUUGGUCUUUUAACCUACCUCCUUCCACUUUGACCUCACCUUCUGUCUCCCUGCAAGAUUAAUUUCAUUAAACAUUUAGUCACAAUUAACCUUUCUGCUGGGGUCUGCCAUAAGACAUUUCACACUUUCAUCCUGUUUUGCAUCACCUAUGAUUUGUUUGUUUUGCUCCUUUGCAAGUAAUGAACCUUGACUUCUUUCUUUUUCUUUUAUUGUCUUCAAAGAACCUUUGCUUGCUACUCUUUAUGUGCCUUACUAGUAGUAACUCAUUUCUGUACCAUGGCUGUUCUCAUUUUAUUGCUACAUGGUAGCACUGGCUCUUAAUAAUGAUCCUUAGCCAUGUACCCCCACUUUUUUUUUUUUUUUUUUACCUUUUGUGUGAUUUUUUUCAAAUCAUUAAAAUACUCCUGAUGCAGUUAAGACAGUCUUACACACUUUUGCUUUUGAACUGCUUUUGUGCACUGAGUCCCUUUUGUGCACUGAGUCCCUUUCAGUAACUGCCAGCUGUCUGCUUUCUUCCAUUUCUUAGAUGAUUUGCCCAAGACUCAUGCUUGUCUGUUCCCUGAGGUUGUUUUUAUGAAGUCUGUUAGUUUUAUUCCAUUCCUCACAUUCUGCUUUCCUUAGAACAGUGAGAAUCUGUGGACAGUGGACCGAAUUCAGCUCAGAAGAGCAAUUUGUCAUGUCCUAUUCCAUGAUGUCCCCUCUCAAGGAUUCUUUGGACAAAAACUGGAAGUAGGCUGCAGUACGGCUAAACAGUACCAGUAGCCCACUUUCUCUUGGCAGUUCCAUGUCUCUUCCUCUAAGUUUUGCAGUACUUUCAUAUCCCAUGGCAUGAACUGAAAUGGGCUCUCUAAUCACAUGGUGAAUGCAUGCAUAUUCUGUGACGUCUACUUGAUGUACAUCUCUGUUCUGGUCAGAAUACAACUAUUCUCAUUAUGUUCCCGGAUGUGAACCUAUCGUGGUACAGGAAAUGCUGGCGUUUUGGUCAUGUGUUAGCUACAUUUUGGGUCACAUGGCAAGAAAGAAGUCAAUGUUUGUUUCAAUGCAUGCAUAAAAAUCUGUGUGCUCUACCUCUACCAGAAUGCGUCAUUGUCGGAAUCUUUUAUUAGAACACUAAUUUUGUGGUCGUUUUCACAUACUAUUUUCCAUCUUUAGAAUCUCAGUCCAAUUUCAGUGAUUUCCUCCCUUUAGUCAAAAACUGACAUGUACCCACUGAAGUACAUUUUUCUAAUAGCUUCCUCCAAGCUUCUGGGGCACAAAGCUACUCUUGAUUGUAGGAGCUUGUUCAGCACACGUAGUGUGUCCCCAGCUAAUGACUGGGUGAAGUUCCCCACUGGUUACUGUUAUAUCAGCCCUUAGAUGAUUGCUCAGAGUUUCAUUCUCCUUUCUGUGUGGUUUGUUCUUGAUAGCUCCCAAGAUAGCGGCAACCUGGUGCUUUCCCUUUACUCCUCCUUAACCUGCCUUUCCUUAUUGCUUCAUUGAUUUUCAGAGCUCAUUCCUAUUCUACAGUGCGGAACCACCUGUGUCAGAACUGUGGUUUCAUGCAAAGGCUUCUUUCCUGGGGAUUGUGUUUUUGUUUUUGCUUUUUAUGUCUGUCUCUUUGUGUUUGUUACAGCUUUACUGAAGUUCUGUGACCUCUUCUCUCCAAAGCUAUAGCAGUAUUUCUUUUAAUUUUCUGAGAGCCUUAGAUUGCUCACGGCCUCCCUUACUGCAAUGGUGAAUUUGAGUCUUAAAACUCUCUAAUCAUUUUUUUUUUAGUUCUGUGAAAUCUGUCACACAAUAUCUGUCAAUAGGUCAGUACUGUGCUUGAUAGUACAAGAAAAACUUUUCCUUGUUCCACAUGAAAGUAACUUUUGGAUAAGAUCCUAUGGUUGAACCGGACAUGCACAGCAUAUAUUAUUCUUAUGAGAAGGAUAUAUAUGUAUUGUCUCCUUAAAACUGUAGCAGCCAGGAAUAAAAAGGCUUUGAAAGGUCCCUAGACCUAAUUAUUGUAUUGAAUAGGCAGAGGAGAAAUGAGCUAUGUUUUUGAAUAGGAGGGGAAUCUUAAUGAGAAACAUUUUGUUUUCAUUGUUAUUUCUAAGUUAUUGGAGCAAUGUCAGAGGAAAGUUAAGGGUGUGUUUUUGUUGUAUUCUUUUUUCUUGUGGUCAUAUAAUGCUCAAAACUAAGCAAUCAGUCUGUAAUGUGACACUGAAAUAAUAGAGAUUGUCUGCUGAAUGGUGUUGUGAUGUAACUCAGAGACAUCCAGUAUCGAAUCCAGUUGUCUGCCUUGAAAAAUGCAACUUUCUACUCCCUGAGAGUUCCAUUUUUUAAUUCAGACAGAAGUUGAAGGUCAUAAAUGAUAUGGUAUUAUACCUGGACCAGUACUCGUAUGCCACAACGCUCCUUAUAGUUGGAGUACAUCUGCCAAGGUCACUCCAUGCUUACCCUGAAAUCCACCACGAACGAAUGGAGAAUGAAUAUGUAGCUACUUCAGUCUUCAAAUAUUUUAAAUUUAAGUAUUAAAACUUGCCUGGAUUAAACUCUAGCUUUUAGAUUAGUGAGUCUUAAUUUCCUUUGUGACAGCAUUGACAUGCUGUCAUACAAAGAUCUGUUUAAAAUAUAAAGAGGAGUUUGUGUGUGCUGACAGAAUUAUUGUUCUUUCAAGGAGAUGCAAUUAUUUCACCCUUUUGUCUUUCAUAUAGCCUUUGUUGAAUUCCCUGAAAAAAGUUGAUACUUUUUUGUGAAAAACAUUGUGAGAUUCAUCAUGACAAACUAACAAACAUAAUCACAGUAAUAAUACAUAUUAUAUGUAUGCGGGUUUUAUAUGCGUAGCUCGUAUCACAGUCCUCUUAAAACUGUAAGUGAACAUCACCGCCCUAUUAUUAUCCCCUUUCCGAAUAGCACUGCACCAUGUUCAGAAUAGCACUGCGCUCCAAGUAAUUGACUUCUGUCAAAACUGAUUGUGUUUACUGUAAUGCAGGUGAUCAGAAUACAUGGCUCUCAUCACAAUCCUCUUUUAAAACUGUCAAUGAGCUAUCUCAGUUUCAUAGGCAGGAUACCUGAGCAGUAUAGCUAAGAUCAGGAUUUCCACACCUAAGUCCCUCUAAAUCAGAUAGCUCUCACUGGACAGAAUUUGAUACCUGCAUGUAAUGAAUGUGUUACUUAGAAUUAGUCAAGAGUUACUUACUGAUCACACUUUAUACUGAAGAAAUCUAACUUCUUGCCCUCCUUUUCAUCUUUGUUCAUUAAUCACUGACCUCGCUGCCAUCUCCCUACAAACCUUUGCAUUCUCUAGACCCUUCUGCAUUAUGCAUUUUUUUUAACCAGGAUCAGCAGUCAUGCAUCUUCAUGCCUCAUUGAUUUGAUGAUUUUAAUUAAAGUGGUUUUAAAAAUAUACGUACGAUCUUUCCUAUACUUUAUUAUUUCCUUUUCAGUUUUUUACUACAUACUUAUUUACUUCUGUAUUAUUAAAAUACUUGAAAUUCUUGUGUUUCUCCUUGUAUUUGUGACACAUAUGGACUAAUUAAUUUUGUCUUGCUACUUUAUGAAGGAGAAAAUAGAACAUGAAAAUUAGAACCACAGAAUUUGCAUCCAGAGGUGUGCAUGGAUUUUGAUAGCUCAUUAAAAUGUAUGACACUGCUUUUUUUCCUUCUUUUGUUUUCUCUUCUUUUUUUUUUUUUCCAGAAAAAAUCAUUGUAGGUUUGGUGGCUUGGAAGUAUGGAAUCAAUCUCUAUGAUGGGAAGUCCUAAAAACCUCAGUGAAACUUUUCUACCAAAUGUUGCCAAUGGCAUCAAGGAUGCCAGUAAGAUCACAAUAGGCAUCAUUGGAAGUGGAGACUUCGCAAAGUCACUGACAAUUAGGCUUAUCAGAUGUGGGUACCACGUGGUUGUAGGAAGCAGAAACCCUAAACUUGCUGCAGAGUUCUUUCCCCAUGUGGUUGAUGUCACUCACCAUGAAGAUGCAGUAGCCAAAGCAAACAUCAUUUUUGUAGCCAUUCACAGAGAACAUUACGCCUCUUUGUGGGACCUCAAGCAUCUACUCAUCGGUAAAAUUCUGGUUGAUGUCAGCAACAAUACAAGAGUAGACCAAUAUCCAGACUCCAAUGCAGAGUAUUUGGCAUCACUUUUCCCAGAUUCCCUGGUUGUCAAAGGAUUCAAUGUUGUUUCAGCUUGGUCUCUACAGUUAGGACCAAAGGAUGCCAGCAGACAGGUCUAUAUAUGCAGUAACAAUGUUCAGGCUCGCCAUCAAGUUACUGAGCUUGCCCGUCAGCUCGGUUUUAUUCCUAUUGAUCUGGGGGCAUUGUCAUCUUCAAGGGAGAUUGAAAACUUACCUCUGCGACUGUUCACACUGUGGAAGGGGCCUGUGGUGUUGGCCAUUAGCCUGGCAACGUUUUUCUUCAUCUAUUCCUUCAUCAGAGAUGUAAUCCAUCCAUACGUCAGAAAUCAACAGAGUGACUUUUACAAGAUCCCCAUUGAGAUUGUGAACAAGACUCUGCCAAUUGUUGCCAUCACUCUGCUCUCCCUAGUGUAUUUAUCAGGACUUAUUGCAGCUGCUUAUCAGCUUUACUACGGUACCAAGUAUAGGCGAUUUCCACCUUGGCUGGACAACUGGCUGCAGUGCCGAAAGCAGCUCGGGCUACUCAGUUUUUUCUUUGCCACAGUGCAUGUGGCAUACAGCCUGUGCUUACCCAUGAGGAGAUCAGAGCGAUAUUUGUUCCUCAAUAUGGCAUAUCAACAGGUUCAUGCAAACGUUGAAAAUUCUUGGAAUGAGGAAGAAGUGUGGCGAAUUGAAAUGUAUAUCUCCUUUGGAAUAAUGAGUCUCGGAUUGCUUUCUUUGCUGGCAGUAACUUCCAUCCCUUCAGUAAACAGUGCCUUAAACUGGAGGGAGUUCAGUUUUAUUCAGUCUACUCUCGGAUAUGUUGCUCUGAUCAUAAGUACUUUCCACGUACUGAUUUAUGGAUGGAAGAGAGCUUUUGAAGAAGAGUAUUACAGAUUUUAUACACCACCAAAUUUUGUUCUUGCCCUUGUUCUGCCCUCCAUUGUAAUUCUAGCGAGGCUACCCCAAAGCCACAGUUUAUCUACAGAGGUGUCUCAUCAUGAAACGUGUCAUGACCAAAAAUUGGGGAUCUGCCAGCCGCUUCCCUCCAGCUGCCCAGCAAGAGUCUCUGCAUUGUGUAUGGACGGGGAAAUGGUUUUCUCGUUGAAAAAGAGGAGACGCGGUCAGCGGAUCUGAAUCAUGCCAUCAGGCUACUCGAAGGUUCGGACUCUAGCAAUUUGGAAGAAGAACAACUGAAAGUUCUCAAGAAGGUAGUCAAGCGUUUUGAAAAUGGGCUUCCCCUUAAGGAUUUAGCGCAAAUAA